Molecule: messenger RNA, 706 nt
Organism: Prorocentrum cordatum
Lineage: Eukaryota; Dinophyceae; Prorocentrales; Prorocentraceae
Source: the annotation of a GenBank genome assembly
CGCCUCGCGGCCCGCGGGCCGCCGAGCUCCAGCGAGCGGCUGGCCGCGACGCUGCGGCGCGACGGGCCGCGGAAGUGCGAGGCGGAGAGGUUCCUGGUGUUCCAUCACGGGGGCCCCUUCCGGCUGCAGAGCGGCAAGGAGCUCCCAGAGCUCCGGGUGGCGUACGAGACGUGGGGCCGACUGAGCGAGGCCCGCGACAACGUCGUGCUGCUGCAGUGCGGCAGCCCCUCCAGCUCCCACGCGCGCUCGCACCCGGGCAACCCCGAGAGGGGCUGGUGGGAGGACUUCAUAGGGCCCGGCAAGCCCCUCGACACGAACCGCUUCCACGUCGUGUGCUCGAACCACCUGGGCGGGUGCGCGGGCUCCAGCGGGCCCUCCUCCGUGGACCCGCGGGACGGGCGCCGCUACGGAAGCCGCUGGCCGCGGAUCGAGGUGCAGGACAUGGUGAGCGCCCAGUUCGCCCUGCUGGACCACCUCGGCAUCGAGCGCGUGCACGCCUGCGUCGGGACGUCCCUCGGCGGCAUGCAGAGCCUGCUGGCCGCCGCGCGCUUCCCCGACCGCGUCGGCAGGCUCGUGACCAUCUCCGCGUGCGCCCGCCCGUGCUGCGGGAGCAUCGCCUUCCGGCACGUGCAGCGGGAGGCGACGCCGCGGGGGCGCGCGGGCGCGGAGCGACCCCCGCCGUCGCUGCAGGGCGCCUCGGACGCAG